Ceutorhynchus assimilis (cabbage seed weevil) is the source of this 1303-nucleotide messenger RNA. The record is from the annotation of a GenBank genome assembly. Lineage: Eukaryota; Metazoa; Arthropoda; Insecta; Coleoptera; Curculionidae.
UAUAUGGUAUUAUCAUCAAAAAAACGGCCAAUAAAAUCAAAAAUUGAAGUGUGUCAGGUUUUUUGAAAAAUAUCCACCCUGUAUAUUUUAUAGAUUUUAUUCCAACCUUUACGUGCUCACUGAAACUAUUGUUAUAUUACUUUUGAGAAGGCGGUGGAGGGGUGCCAAAAUUUGGACUUGCCUUGGGCGCCGAGGGUUCUAGUUGCGGCCCUGGGGUGCAAUUUUCGAAACUAUUCGAGUACAUUUCGUACACGAAAUUUGACUGACGGCAAUGUAAAUUAAAUGGGGAGCAGUCAAAUGGUUUCGAAAAUCGCACCCCUGGUGCGAUAUAUUUCCAGUUGGCGACGUUGGCGUCUCAAUUUUGUUCAGAUUUAAAAACUUUGUGUUGGGGGUUAGGUCGUUAGGAUAGGAAACAAUGCCAGGUUGUGUUGCCGUACAUUGCAGCAAGGAGGAAUUGGACUCCUACGUUGUUUAUUGCGCAGCGAAGAAACCAAUUAGCUGCCUCUUUGUUUAACACAGGUAUACGUUCAAUUUCUGGCUUAAAAAUGGCUCUUACGAUGAGGCUCAAAAAAGCCACUGUGAAGCUGCUGAAGCGCAAAGAAGACAAGGACAAGGGCCUCUUCCAGAAUGAUCCAAUUUCCGUUGACGUGCUUAAUAUGAUCUGUAGAAACCAUUGUAGAAACAAAGAGGUUCGUCACAGCAACGAUGUGAACAGAACGGAUGUUCCUGAAAUUACAACUACAGGAAUCAAAACUUUGCGCAAGGUGGAAAUAGGCGACUGGAACAAGAGUUUGGGUAUACUUCUUGAAAUAAGGUCUUCGUUUGGUCAAGCCUCCGCCGAAGUGCAAGUUUCCAACACCCAAGAAGGAAAAUUCAUCACGGCCAAACUACGAUUCACGUUUGCACCGACACCGACAUUGGUACCAAUGGUACCGACCCUGUCGAUUUUCUGUCACUACGAGAACCCACAGGAAGUUUUGCCUUUGGAAGAAGAGGGCAAGAGGAAAAGUUUCGACGUUACCUGGACUGUGAAGUUCAAGAUCCAUCCCAUUCAAGCUCUAGCUUCGAUGUUGGUGUAUGAAAAAGACGAUUGGAAGGAUCCGCACAAUUCAUGGAAGUACAAAAAUAUAUUUGAGUGUCAUAUAGGGAUAAGUUUAUGCAUGUUUUUACAUUGUUGAAUUAAUUUGGUUUUUAGAUGUUGAACGUUAGAUAAUUUACGACUGGUUAUUAAAUAUAGGUAAUAAUUUAGACUUUUAACGACUCCUUUUUUUCUGAUUUUUCUCGCACUGGACUUGGUUUUCAA